AUGUCUGCCUUCAACGGCUCGGGUGAGCCAGGCAUGGCAGGGCAACCUGACCUGGAUGACCUGCUGGCACAGAUGUUCGGUGGCAUGGGCGGUAUGGGCGGGAUGCCUGGUAUGGGAGGAAUGGGAGGAACGCCCGGUGGUCGCCCCAACAAACCGCGCAAGAGCCCCAGCGAAGAGCAAGAUUACGAAGUCAGCCUGGAGGAUCUAUACAAGGGCAAGACUGUGAGGUUUUCCAGCGUCAAGAAUAUCAUUUGCGGACAUUGCAAGGGCAAGGGUGGCAAGGAAAAGGCCACUGCCAAAAAGUGCUCGACUUGCGAUGGCCAUGGCCACAAGGAGGUCUUGCAGCGCAUGGGCCAGUUUGUGACACAACAGACGGUUAUCUGUACCACUUGCAGCGGAGAAGGCUCAUACUUCGCCCCGAAGGAUAAGUGUAAGAAGUGCAAGGGAACUAGAACAACCGAGGCGAAGAAGAUACUGGAGAUCUACAUCCCCCGAGGCGCGAGGGAAGGAGACCGGAUCGUGUUGGAAGGCGAGGCCGACCAGGUGCCCGAUCAAGAACCCGGCGACAUUGUUUUCAAAAUCAUUGAGGAAGAACACCCCGUGUUUACACGGGCGGGCUCGGAUCUCCGCGCAACUAUCGAUAUCACUCUUGCUGAAUCCUUGACCGGGUUCUCCCGCGUCGUGAUCAAGCACCUCGAUGGCCGUGGCAUUGAGCUUAACCACCCCCUCACCGCCGGCGCUAUCCUCUCACCCGGACAGGUCCUCAAGGUUCCCGGAGAGGGAAUGCCCAUGAAGCGUACCGAUGCCCGUGGUGACUUGUACCUGGUUGUUGAUGUCAAGUUCCCCGAUGACAAGUGGAAGCCCACCCCAGAGAUGCUGGAGAAGCUCAAGGAAAUCCUCCCAAAACCCAACCCUCCUAUCAAGGCUGACACUGUGGACGAAGUUGAAUACGACCCCAAGGGUCAGAUGGAAGACUUCGGUGCGCAGGAUGGCCAUGACGCGUCAGCAUGGGAAGACGAGGAAGACGACGGUGAACCGGCGCAGUGCGCAGCUCAGUAG
This is a messenger RNA of Penicillium egyptiacum, 1059 nucleotides long. The record is from the annotation of a GenBank genome assembly. NCBI's taxonomy places the organism in Eukaryota, Fungi, Ascomycota, Eurotiomycetes, Eurotiales, Aspergillaceae.